This is a messenger RNA of Spirodela intermedia, 6751 nucleotides long. Lineage: Eukaryota; Viridiplantae; Streptophyta; Magnoliopsida; Alismatales; Araceae. The record is from the annotation of a GenBank genome assembly.
AUGGAUGGUUUCAGUACCGCCUCCAGCGCCUCCGGUGGGAGGUUUAUCACUCUGUUGCCUUCCACUACUUCCCGCAAGAAGGAGAAUAAUUGGUGCUUGCCUGGCCGCCGGUCGCGUUCCUCUCUGGUCUGCCUCGCCAAUCGAGAUGGUGGCGGCAAGCCGGAGUUUGACAAGUGGGACCAGAUGGAGCUCAAGUUCGGGAGACUUCUCGGGGAGGACCCGAAGCUGACCCUCGCGAAGGUAAGGGGUAUCGAAACUGUUUCAGUCCACAAACCUUGUGGAAGGCUGUCGUGAGGAUUUUGAUCUAUCGUCUAUGCAUACCUUUGUUUCCAUCGUCAGUGUAUCUUUUCGUGGGGCUCUCGCUCGAUGCCGAUGACUGGACGACGCGUCUCACGGAAUGCGGUUUGUGCAGAUAAUGGGGAGGAAAGCUAAUCCGGACGCCUCUUACUUGGAAAUCGAAAAAUCGUUUCUCAAGAAAAAAGGUCAAAUAGAUUACGGGGAAGAGCUUACCAGUGAUGCUGCUGGUGCAAAGUUCAAAGCAACAGGGGAGUCACCUCGUUCUCCAUCAAGUUUGCCAGCCCCUACGCCUCCCAGGAGAUCUGUUGAUGAUAACAGAUUGAAUUUGCUGCGCCCAGCUAUGGAUAAGAAGAUGAAAGCCGCUAAAGCUAGUGAGAAGCCUAUUCCAGCAUCCUUGCCGCAAUCAAGCAAGCCAGUAGAGAGAACUGCCAAUAAGGAUGACACAUCCAAGGUCACGCUGCGGAAGCCAGCUCCCCUGCAAGGAGAUGACAUUGAGCUUGAGAAGCCGUCAAAAUUCAGGAUCAAACCAAACCUGGCAUUGACAAUGAAGAAGGGCCCAAGCGACAGUUUGAGUGAUGUAACUUUGUUGAAGAAGCCUGAGGUCGUGAAGAUUUCCCCGAUUCCUCCUGACCAAGGUGGAUUGCCUCCUAGUGAUUCUUUUAGAUCAAGUUCAAAUGAGGCGGCCACAAAUGUCGAUACUUUUCUCUCAAGCCCAACUUCGGCACCAAAGCCUUCAAUGCCAGCAAAAAAUGAUGCGGUGGAAUCUGCACCGGAGUCCCUGAAUUUUUCUGACGGAACUGCUACUGUAGGCAUGAUAGAUGACGAAGAUGUUAACGUACAAUUGUCCCCUGAAGGUGAUGAUGCUUCAGACAUAGGUAAUGGGCAGUUUAUUACCUGAAUUCCUUUGCUUGGGGGUGAAAAUCGUUUGCAUAAUUAUGAUUUACUCUUUCAACAGUUGGGUGUUAUAACUGAUGCGGAAUAAACACCCCUCUCAUAAUUUACAGGGCUAACCUCAGGCGUGAAUGAUGAAAGUGCUGCUCCACAAGUCGCUCUACAUGGGAAACCGCAGAGGUCCUCAUUACACUUCUUCUUGUGUACUUUAGUCCCAUCGAUGUCUUUAUUGAGUUAUGUUUUAGUACAUAUUAAUUUCAUCUUCAUUUUUAAGGUUGAGUCACUCAGUAUCACAGUAGGACUUAUAAAAUUAAAUUUUGAGUUGGGUUUUGCACUGAUUUAGGUGCGCCGGAAAGUGGGUUAUAUUUCCGUGAGACCAUGGUCAGGUUCUAAUAAUUGAUUCCAUCGGGAGGUUUCAACUAUGUAAUCUGACUGUAACCUAAUGCGAAUUGAGUGUCAGAGUAUCAAGAACGGAUCUGAUUUGUAUGAGUUCUCAAAGCCUAAUCAUCACUCACGUGAUUACCACUAUUCCCUCUGGAUAUAUCAAUUUUGAUUGUGAUUCCACAUUUUCUCUAUUAACCGACAAUUCUCUCACCUUCUUUAUCUUCAUUUUUUCAUGAGAUAGAUUUUAAUUGCAAAUUAUUCGCUUCAGUUACUUCUGACUACUUCGUUUUGAACGCGGAUGACAAACUCUGUGCUUUUGGAUGACAAACUGUGAUGCCUGGUAGUUUCCUUGAUAGUGAGAUAUGAGGGUUUAUCUAGAAAAAGGAGAAACCUACGCUCAGGGUUAAUUAUAGGAUCCCUUUUUUUAGGUUUCUUCAUCCAUCUCACCCUAUAUUUUUUUUUUCGCUUCCUUCUAUUUCAAAAAAAGAAUAAGCAUAGAUAAUGUGAGUAUUUUGUUGAAUCCUUGAUAUUCUAUAAAUCUCAAUUAAUGGAACUUUUCUGCCAAGUUAAUAUUCAUUGCUUAUCUUCUAGCUGCUUAUGAAGUUUCGUUAUUUUAGGUUGGAUCCCCCUGUGAAAGAAACGUCUGAUCUUGUUAAAGCAGACCCUGUGAAUUUGGAUUAUAAAGACCAUGAUGUCGCUGAUAUUGAACCCUUGCCAUCUGUGAAACAAGAGGUAAGCACAGCUGUAGCCUGCAUGAAGUAUUGUUGAUAAUUUCUGCUCGUGAGAAUUUUACAAAGACAAGAGAAUGCUGAUACUGGAUAUAUAUAUAUAUAUAUAUAUAUAUAUAUAUAUAUAUAUAUAUAUUCUACUAUGAGCUGAUAGGCACAUGAAGUGUACGAUUGGAGAAGAGCAGAAGACUUGCUUCAAACAGGAGAAAGAACAGAGGUGGAGCUCAUCAGCUGUAGUAGCAGAGGUUUUGUUGUGAGUUCGUCACUGAAGCCUAUCUACUAUUAUAUUCCUCACAUCCAUUCCAUUUUAUUUAUUAACUAAAAUUUUCUAUUUCUGAAGGUAUCAUUUGGGUCGUUGAUAGGCUUCCUGCCUUAUCGAAAUAUUGGUGCUAAAUGGAAAUUUUUAGCUUUUGAAUCAUGGUUGCGGAAAAAAGGGCUUGACCCUUCCCUGUAUCGUCAGAAAUUGAGUAUCAUGGGAAGUUACGAAGUCCAGAAGAAGAGUUUUGUGGAGUCGAAUGAUAAUUUGAUGGAAGGAUAUAGAGAGACUGACAAAUUGACACCAGAUAUGAAAUUUGAAGAACUCCUUGACAUCUAUGACCAAGAAAAAAUCAAAUUUCUUUCAUCCUUUAUUGGUCAGGUUGGACAAUUUUUCCAUCGUUUGGAUCAUUUUUGGGUGGAAAAUUGGAGUGUUCUCCGUUGAAUUCUAUAUCGAUCUUGCCUUGAUUUUUGUUACAGGUAAUUAGGGUUUCUGUGGUUCUCGUCGAUCAAAAGUCAAGGAAGUUAAUAUUUUCUGGAAGACCCAAAGAAAAGGAGGAAAUGGUGGAAAGAAAGAGAAGCCUCAUGGUAUGUCAGUGGCCUGAUAGCCUGGUUCCAAAGAACUUUCCUAACUGUAUGUUUGCAUGUUUGGGAAGAAACUCCUGCUCACGUAUUACAUCGUCUAGGUGGCAUUUCCGUCUAGGGUAUUACUGUCGUUGAUGGCAUAAAAUGAUAAUCUGAUUCCUCUCUUUCAAUAAAAUUCAUCUUAUUUAUAUCUAAGAUAUUAAUAUUAUUUAUUUAAAGGCUAUGCUUCCGUUGGAUAUUCCCAUCGUAUUACAUCGUCUAGGUGGCAUUUCCGUCUAGGGUAUUACUGUCGUUGGAGGCGUAUUCUUUUAUCAUGGCUAAGAACCAUGUCAGAUAGUUAAAAAUAUGAGAGAAAGAUAUGGUAACUCUUAUUUAAUAUUUAGGAGAAUAUUCAGUAUGCUUCGUUUGUGUAGGGAAUAGCAAUGCGUUGGUUUUUUAUUUUGUGUUUACUAAGAAUCGAUGCUUUGCAUACAUAGGAUCCAUCAAUCCAUGUAAGCAAUUCAAUGUGUAUUAUGUCUUCCUCUAGAACCUUUUACUGUACAUUUAUGAACAGAGCAUCCAGCCUGAUUUUAAGAAUAUAAUAUAGCACAGCUUUAGUGCCUCUCUCUUUGAUAAUACAGGCAAAGCUUAGUAUUGGGGAUGUGGUGAAAUGUUGCGUUAAGAAGAUAACUUACUUCGGUAUAUUUGUUGAGGUAUCUAAGAUCGGUCUAUCUUCCUCGCUUUCAUCUGCUUUCACGAGAAGAUUUUUCGCAUCUUUUAACUGAAUUGUUUUCUUAGGUCGAAGGUGUGCCAGCUUUGAUCCACCAAUCUGAAAUAUCAUGGGAUGGAACUUUAGAUCCGUCAUCCUUCUUCCAAAUCGGCGAGGUAAAUUGUGUUACUGUUGUAAUAAUGUUGCCUGGCUCCUACUGUGGGAAGGACUGUUUAUAUUUUUGGGCUUCCAUUCUGCAGCUGUAGUCAAUGAUCAUUAGUUAUUUAUGCAACCUGUGUAAAUUUUACGAAGUAUCUUUAUUUCUCAGAUUGUGGACGCCAAAGUACACCAGCUGGAUUAUGCUCUUGAGCGUAUUACAUUGACACUUAAAGAAAUAAUGGUAAUUAAAUAUCACUUUUUUUUUUGUCUUACACAUUCGAUAUUCAUAACUUUGCUCAACUUUGUGCAUCUUAUGACAGCCAGAUCCGCUAAAUGAGGCUUUGGAGUCUGUUGUUGGUGAUCACACUUCUUUAGGUGGGGCGGUCGAAAUAGAACAAGAAGAAGCAGAGGUAAAUUCAAACCAGAUAACCUUGAAUAGCCAUAAGACCUCAUUUAGUUCAUCACUCUCUCACUGGAUCAAUCCCUUCCAUCUCCCAACGCAUCUACUUUGUGGCAUUGCCUACUUUCAGGCAUCAAGCAUAUUAAGGAUGUAAUGUCUUCUAUCAUAACAGGAAAACAGUACAAAACAAAUGAAGGAAAUUGUCAUCUUUUAAAUAUAAUAACAUAUCAUCUCCGUUCCAUCAGCUUGGGUUUGGUAAAUGAGGUUUGAAGCAAAAUAUUUUUCAUCGUCUCCCCUCUUUCUUGCUGGUAACUAUAAUCAUCAAUGGAAAGAACGAAUCUUUCAGCUAUUUUGCUUGAUUGAAGGUCAUUAGCUCAGAAACAGAGAUAGAAUUACAGAAAUAUAGGGGUGUUGAUCAUUAAUGAACCUGAAAUUCCUAGAGGCAUACCAUCAGCAUGACUUCCUUGACCAAUAGGGUAGAUCAAGAAAACAGCAGUAGCAGCUGCUAUAGGUGCUGAAUAUGAAAUAACUCCGAGUGAGGCCGUUUGAACCUGGUGAUCGACUGAUUCCAGCCCAUAUUUUCUUUUUCUAAAAUUCAGAUGAAAUAAAAUGCCUUUUCAAUUUACAAAUUUUCUUUCAUUUUUUUGGGGUGGGGUGGUGUGGUAUGGGGGAGGUUUAUUGACGUGAGGAGUACAUAUCACAAUGUCCCGUUCCAACUUAAGAAUUUCAAAUAUCGUACAGUUGAUCAAUUUUUUCAUCUCUUGUCCUACCUAAUCGUUGUACGGCUGAUCUUUUAUUAGGCUAACAAGUUAUACCUGGCCUUAACGUUUGCUUAUGUUUAUCGAGGAGAAAGAUGCUUCUUUGAAACUGCAUCCCUGUUUGGCUGAAUGAUGUUACUCGUACACCUGUCCUUGACAUUGCCAUGUAUUUGCUGACAUCCCUUCUCGAGGAGAAAGAUGUUUCUUAAAAUCGACAUGAACAUGCAUUAUUUACACCGUAUUCUGCUCGUAUUGCUGAGAAGAUGAAGGCUCUUUCUGUUUCCGAGCAUUCUAUUCCAUUCUGGACUCAUUACAUGCAUGUCUUUUGUUUCUCGAACCCUUUUCCUUACUACUCAAGGUUUACGUAAUGCAGUGGGCCGACGUUGAAUCACUGAUUGAAGAACUAGAGAAAAUCGAUGGAGUGGUCGGUGUAUCAAAAGGUCGUUUUUUCUUGAGCCCAGGGCUGACUCCGACAUUUCAGGUUUGACCUAAAAAACCCAAGUACAAACAUUCUAUGCUCUCUUGGUUUCUAUUUCAAGUGAAUGUUGGUUCCAGGCGUUCUCCUCUCAAACUGUAAAAAUUUCCAACUUUGGUAUGCUGGAUCAUAUAAUAUAUGCCAAGGAAGUUCCAAUCAGGGUUUUCAUUUUCAUAAAAUAUGCCGAGGAGACAGAUGAAGUUCAAACUACAAUGAUUAUCGAUGGCUUAAAAACCAGUGCCCAGCAAAUUCCCAACUGUUUCUUUCCAAUAGUUUUCAUAUCCGCCUGGAGCAUUACCCAACAAGGCUCAUGAUUCAAAUGCUCCAGUUUCUCCUCUAAGAUACCCAAAACUAACUUCGGUUCCCAUUCAUGCGGCUGAGCUUGCUGCAGCAGAUCCUAAUCAGGAUCCCCCACCUCUGUUGAUGAGGCUGGGAGAGUUCUUCUCCCUCGCGCAUCUACAAAAUAUUUAGAUGCAUACACUAAUAUGAGCUUGAUUUAUUCUCCUUUCGUUGACAUCUGAAUGCUCUAUCUUGUUCACUAGAUUUUAAUGUCAAUAUCGAUGGUUUCUCAUGGUACCCUUUGACUUAUUUGCAGGUCUACAUGGCCUCUAUGUACGACAAUCAGUACAAAUUACUCGCCCGCUAUGGAAACAAGGUUCAGGAGGUAUGCAUUUCCAAAAGUGUGAACAGAAAUUAUGAAUUCCGUCGCACAUUCUUAGAACUAGGGUGAUAAUCAAGAUGAUUGAUACCUUAUUAACAGAAUUUUUUGCCUCACAUGUUGAGAAAGAUGGAUGAGAAUUCACAGAGUUAUAUCCUCUCAUUAAUGUGGGGGUAAUAUACUAAAACUGUUAUCUACCUGAACUCGAAUCUAAAAAUCAUAGGAUCAUCGACAGUGACCGAAAAAAUACAAGUAUUUCUCAGCCAUCUUUUGUCCCUCACGUUCAGGAACCCUAAAGUCAUCCGUGCAUCCAUGCCUUCCAAGCACUCCCCGCUGAUUUACUAUGAGAGGGAGGGCUCUGAGUGGCCACUAAUGCCCUCCUCCUCUUUUUGGUUCAGGUCCUGGUGCAGUCUUCAAUGGACAAGGAGCAGAUGAAGGCCGCCAUCUUGGCUUGUACAAACAGGGUGGAGUGA